AAAAACACUAAAGCUAUUCUUGAAAAAAUAAAUAAUUAUUAAUAUAAUACAGUGAUCAUAAGAAAAGUGAGAGAAAGAAAAAAAAGAAGAAAGGCAAAAUGUUUAAAUUUAUUUUAUUAGCUUCGAUACUCAACCAUGAUUUCGUUUUAAUUUCUAUCUGUAGACAUUCAUGAAUCAACAUUUAUUAAUAAAAAAUACCAACAUUGAAAGCAUCAUAAAAACCAUUAAUAAAAAUGAAAUAGUUAAAAUAAAGUUCAAAGAUAACUGUUCAUAAAUAAUGCCUUGUAGCUACAUUCAAACUCAACCGUCUAUAUAAAAAAUACAAAUGAUAUCCAAGCUUUGAAAUUAACUUAAAUGAGCAAUGAGACAAUAAAAGAUUUGAAUUUUGGCUAACUAUUUUACAGAUAAAAACUUCUAAAUUGAUAAAGCCUGUUUAACUUUA
Molecule: messenger RNA, 442 nt
Organism: Paramecium primaurelia
Lineage: Eukaryota; Ciliophora; Oligohymenophorea; Peniculida; Parameciidae
Source: the annotation of a GenBank genome assembly